Messenger RNA from Yarrowia lipolytica CLIB122, 825 nucleotides. RefSeq lists its product as uncharacterized. Gene Ontology annotation, cellular component: eukaryotic translation initiation factor 2 complex. Gene Ontology annotation, biological process: translational initiation; formation of cytoplasmic translation initiation complex; formation of translation preinitiation complex. Lineage: Eukaryota; Fungi; Ascomycota; Dipodascomycetes; Dipodascales. The record is from RefSeq and is a predicted model, not a curated record. Gene Ontology annotation, molecular function: translation initiation factor binding; mRNA binding; translation initiation factor activity.
AUGAUAUCUCAAAUUACCACCAGCAGUAUCACAAACACCACACACAUCAUGUCGGACAUUGAAGAUAAGAAGGUGGAGAGUCUGGACUUCGACCCCUCUCUCAAGAAGAAGAAGAAGAAGAGCAAGCCUGCAUUUGUGGAGGAUGACGAGGUCUCCGAGGUUGCCGACAAGCUGGACGAUCUCAAGACCUCUGCUGCCGCUGACGAUGUGGACGAGUUUGAUUUCAAGAAGAAGAAGAAGAAGAAGAAGGCCCCUAGCGCUCUGUCCGAGUUCGACGAGGAGCUGGAGAAGGCUGGUGUCGACGAGGACCCCGUUGCCUCUGGAGAGAAGGUCACCUACACUCUUGACGGAGAGAAGGAGUUCACAUACCCCGAGCUCCUGAGCCGAUUUUUCGACAUUCUGCGGGAGAACAACCCCGAGCUGGCCGGCGACCGGUCGUCCAAGUACAAGAUUCCUCCUCCUCAGCUGCUGCGAGACGGAAAGAAGUCGAUUUUCGCCAACAUUCAGGAAAUCGCCUCCAAGAUGCACAGAUCUCCCGAGCACGUGGCCAUGUUCAUUUUCGCCGAGUUGGGUACCUCCGGAUCCACCGACGGAAACGAUCGACUUGUCAUCAAGGGUCGAUUCCAGCAAAAGGGUAUGGAGACCGUUCUCAGACGGUACAUUGUGGACUACGUGUCUUGCGCCACUUGCAAGUCCGUUAACACCCGACUCACCAAGGAGAACCGACUCACCUUCCUGGACUGUAACUCGUGUGGAUCCCGACGAUCCGUCUCGUCCAUCAAGACCGGUUACUCUGCCCAGAUCGGACGACGAAAGAAGAUGUAG